UGGAAACUAAAGAUACCCUUAUAUUCGAUUAGGGUUAGGGCUUAGUGAAGCUAUGGCGAGCCCGCUGCUCUAUCACGAGACGCAGGAAUCCAAGCUGUGCGCCGUGCACUGCCUCAAUGCGGUGCUCCAGGGCCCCUACUUCUCGGAGCUGGAGCUGGCGGCCAUCGCGCGCGACCUCGACCAGAGCGAGCGCGACGUGAUGCUCGAGAGCGGCGGCGGCGACGCCCACUCCCCCGACUACCUCCGCUUCGUCUCCGAGGCCUCCUCCAACGUUGCCCUCGACGGCAACUUCAGCAUCCAGGUCCUCCAGCGCGCGCUCGCCGCGCUCGAUCUCAAGUGCCUCCCUCUCACUUCCCCCGAACUCGCCACCGCCACCACCGAGAUCGCCGCUUACAUCUGCAACCUCCACGAUCACUGGUUCGCGCUCCGCCGGAUUGGAGCCCAGUGGUACAACUUCAACAGCCUCUUGCCGGCUCCCCAGCACCUCUCCAGCUUCUACGCCUCGGCCUUCCUCGACUCGCUCAAGAACGAGGGAUGGAGCAUCUUCGCCGUGCAGGGCGAGCUCCCCCGGGACUUCAAUGCGGCCGGAGCUUCUUCCCCGGAUGAUGGGAGUUUUGGACGAUGGUUCACUCCCCAGGAAGCCCAGCAGGCGCUCGAGCUGGCCGCCAGUCAGGAGAGCCAGAAGGCCGCCGCGGAGGAGUCGGAUCCGAUGCUGGAGGCCGCCAUCAAAGCUAGCUUGAAAGAUCUUGACGAGCCGGAUGGGACGAAGACGACGACGACGACGACGAUUCCGACGAGAGAGGACGAUGUGGAAGUUGAUGAAUCAGAGCUGGCUGCAGCCAUUGCCGCGAGCUUGGCCGACGUGAAGCCGCCACCUAUAUGAAGUUCAUUAUUGUCUAUGUAAAGAAGAAGCGAUUACUUACACUAUAGCAGAACCGCUCUAAACAUUUCCA
Selaginella moellendorffii is the source of this 953-nucleotide messenger RNA. Its product is annotated as ataxin-3 homolog. The record is from RefSeq and is a predicted model, not a curated record. The coding region runs from base 53 to 883 and encodes 276 amino acids. Gene Ontology annotation, molecular function: cysteine-type deubiquitinase activity. The transcript has a single exon. NCBI's taxonomy places the organism in Eukaryota, Viridiplantae, Streptophyta, Lycopodiopsida, Selaginellales, Selaginellaceae. Gene Ontology annotation, cellular component: nucleus. Gene Ontology annotation, biological process: protein deubiquitination.